Messenger RNA from Fonsecaea pedrosoi CBS 271.37, 1617 nucleotides. RefSeq lists its product as uncharacterized. NCBI's taxonomy places the organism in Eukaryota, Fungi, Ascomycota, Eurotiomycetes, Chaetothyriales, Herpotrichiellaceae. The transcript is spliced from 3 exons. The record is from RefSeq and is a predicted model, not a curated record. The coding region runs from base 1 to 1617 and encodes 538 amino acids.
AUGGGUUCUAUUUCGCCCGAACAUGAUUUUGAGGUCCUCGUGAUCGGAGCAGGGAUCUCAGGGAUCUACAUGCUAUACAAACUACGCGAGCUCAACAUCUCUGCCCGAGUCCUUGAAGCUGGCAGCGGCGUAGGCGGGACAUGGUAUUGGAAUCGAUACCCCGGGGCACGGUUUGACUCUGAGAGCUGGACCUAUGGCUAUUCGUUCUCCAAAGACGUCUUGAAGGAGUGGGACUGGAAGGAACAUUUCGCUCCUCAAGCCGAGACGGAAAGCUAUCUCAAUUUCGUGGUCGACAAAUUCAAGCUUCGCGACGGCAUCCAGUUCCAGAGUCGCGUUCGCUCGGCACACUACGACCAGGCGCGUAACCAGUGGAAAGUGACGACCGAGUCGGGGGAAGUGUUCAGCGCGCACUUUCUCGUCACGGCCAUCGGCGCCCUGACCAACCCGGUCCUGCCACGGAUCCCGGGCAUUCCCAACUUCAAGGGGGCUUGGAGCCACACAGGUCUCUGGCCCAAGGAAGGGAUCGACUAUGCGGGAAAACGGGUUGCGGUGAUAGGGACAGGUGCCACCGGCAUACAGACCAUCCAAGAGGUGGCCAAGUCGGCGGGCACUUUGACCGUCUUCCAGCGCCGACCGAAUUGGUGCUCGCCGCUGGGCAACCGAAAGAUCGACGCCGAAGAAAUGGAGAGCAUUCGAGCGCGCUACGACGAGAUCUUCUCCAUCUGUAAAACGACGCCGGGAUGCUUCAUCCACCAAUUUGAUUCCCGCAGUGUCUUUGACGUCUCGCCAGAGGAGCGGGAAGCGUUCUGGGAGAAGCACUACCAUGAGCCUGGCUUUGGUCUGUGGAUGGGCAACUUCCGCGACGUCUACACGGAUAAAAAGGCCAAUGCUCUCCUGAGCGAAUUUGUCGCAAAGAAGAUCAGGGAGCGCGUCAAAGACCCCAAGGUGGCCGAUAAACUUAUUCCCAAGGACCACGGGUUCGGCACCCGCAGGGUCCCGCUCGAAACGCGAUACCUCGAAGUAUACAAUCAGGAGAACGUCGAGUUGGUGGAUCUGAAUGAGGAGCCCAUCGAGCGCAUCACGGAGAAGGGGAUCCAAACGUCGAAACAAGAGCGAGAAUUCGACGUCAUCAUCUACGCUACUGGAUUCGACCCUGUGACCGGAAGCUUUAAUGCCAUUGAUAUUGUCGGCGUUGACGGGCAGCGGCUGAAGGAAUUAUGGGCUCCGGGACCAAAGACGCAACUGGGGUUCUUGGUCUCAGGGUUCCCGAAUAUGCUGAUGGCCAUGGGUCCGCACUCGGCUCUUGGGAAUUUCCCACGCAGCAUCGAAUACAGCGUCGAAUGGAUCGCGGAUCUCCUUGGAUAUGCGCGCGACAAUGGCGUCUCCGUGAUCGAGGCAACGGAACAAGGCCAGAAGGCAUGGACGGAGCAUGUCAGAACCUGCAGCGACGGGCUGUUGGUCAACGAUGUCGAUUCCUGGAUCACGGGGGUCAACAGCAACGUUGACGGCAAGAAGACGCGGACCUUGGUCAUCUACAACGGCAGUGCGGUGGACUACCGAGCUCGCUGUGACGAGGUGGCUAGAGAACGAUACAAGGAAUUGUCGCUGAAGCCUUGA